This is a messenger RNA of Brugia pahangi, 547 nucleotides long. The record is from the annotation of a GenBank genome assembly. NCBI's taxonomy places the organism in Eukaryota, Metazoa, Nematoda, Chromadorea, Rhabditida, Onchocercidae.
AUGCGUAUAAAUAGGUCAAAAGAAAGAUGCAAAUGAAAUUUUCUUCUUUGAAUAAAUUUAAGUAAAUCAUUCUUAAAUUAUAUUAAUAUUGUUUUGCAGUCAUUUUGUAAAAAUGAUAAUGGAUAAAAUAUGUCUGAUAGUAUUAUCAUUGCUGAGUACCGCAUAUGCUAGUAAUUUAUUGAAAUCGCUUGGCUUUCAAACAAAACUUCAAACAACGAUGACAAUUUCAUUUAUUAUUUAUUGGCUUGGAUUAAUUGCAUUUUUUGCAUCUGUUGCUAUAAUCUUUUAUCGAUUUGUACAAGAUGAAGAAAAAGUAAGACAAUUUCAAAUUGAUUCAGCAAACAAAUCAAUGCAAUUAAUGCAUUCCAUACGUACACAAAUGAUCACUUUGAAAUAUCGACGAAUAUUAGCUUUACAAGAAUUAGCCAAAACUACGCUUACCGAAGAGAAACCAGUAAGUUCAACGAGCAAAUCUAUACAUUCCGGAAAGUCUAAACUGAAAAAAUCGACUGAAAAAAGCAAAUAUACGAAAAUUCAUAAAGGAUGA